UUCAGCGCGACAAAUUUCGAACUUUCUACGCAUGUCAAUGACGAUACGUAACCUCUUAUACAAGAUUUCAUUUGGAAAAUAUGCUUAUUUAACGUCGCCUCGCAUAAAAAGAACGGGCUGGACUACUGUAGCUUAAAGAAGACUUUCACCAAUCUGCUAAAGAUACUCUUUAAUUCGGGAAGCACAAAAACACGUUGGCGGACGAGUAGGAAUUUAGUUAUCAAGUUGUACAAGGGGAUUCGGGUACUGGAAGUUUAUGGAGGGGUGAAAGGAAAACCUGCCCUUUGAACUCAGCGUUCAGCGUUUCCGGUAGCAGAUGCAGCAGGGUGGCACUUCAUCUCUCACCUCUGACUGCUUCCCCCUCCGUAGCCGCAACACAGCUGCAUGUGGAAGUGAGACUUCAUCUGAACCGCAGAAACCUGAACCUGCAGAUCUCUCCAGGAUGAGAGCCAUCGCGAUCUUCUAUGGAUUCUACCUGCUGUGCUUUGUCCUGGGUGUGGCCUGUGUCGUGUGCGUGUGCGUGUGGAACAGUGCAUGGCGCGGCGGUUUUGCCUGGGACGGCUCAUCGCUUCAGUUCAACUGGCACCCUGUCCUGAUGGUGACGGGUCUGGUGGUGCUGUAUGGCAAUGGAGCCGUGUUGUACCGCAUCCCUCUGACAUGGGGUCAGAAUAAACUCCCAUGGAAGCUCCUUCAUGCGGCGCUGAUGCUCCUCGCCCUGGUGCUGUCAAUCGUGGGGCUCUGUGCUGUGUUUGACUUCCACAACGCCAAACACACAGCCAACCUGUACUCCUUACACAGCUGGAUUGGAAUCGCAGCUGUAGCUCUUUUCGCAGUGCAGUGGGUGGGGGGUAUGGCUGGCUUCCUCCUCCCAUGCUCCCCCAUAUCACUACGUAAACUCCUCAAACCCAUUCAUGUGUGGAUGGGAGGCAGCAUACUGGUGCUCAGCAUCGCCGCCUGCAUCUCUGGCAUCAACGAGAAACUCUUCUUUGUUCUGAAAGGAGUCAAUGGAACUAAGCUUUACACUGACCUUCCUCAUGAGGCUUUGUUGGGAAAUUCAUUAGGAGUUCUGAUCGUAGCCUUUGGCUUGGUUGUCCUCAAGAUUUUGUCCACACGAGAAUGGCAGAGACCAGAUUCCCGGCCUGAGGAUAUGGCCUACACGCCUUUGCUUCAAGAAGAAAAUGAAUGAAGGGGAACUUCAGAGCUGCUCCCUGAAUUACUCCAAAAUCAGUUCAGCUGUCGCAGAUCACGAGUGGCCAGAAAAUGUCUGUUCUGAAUGUAGAAGCAGCUGCCUGGAGCGUGCGAGCAUUAUCUGUUGGUUUUAGUUGUAAAUAUUUAUAGGAAAUUAUAUUUAAGAUUGCCUUUCUGCCCAAAGAAUGAAGAAUAAAGAAUGUUUUUCAUCAAAGCUGCAGCACCUUCCUCUUUUACUCUGUUUCUGUGGUGGACCACAGCUUUUACAACCUGCAGUAAAGCAGUCACUAGUUCCUGGUAUUGAAGGUUGUGGUAAUGUACUGUAAUUGGUUACUAGAUUCAGUUUCACUGAUGGGGAUGCUGAAUCGAUCAGGAUAGAUUGAUUGCUACUGGUAUUGAUUAGUAUUAUUAAGGAUGAAGUUGGCUGUAAU
Messenger RNA from Archocentrus centrarchus (flier cichlid), 1619 nucleotides. RefSeq names its product cytochrome b561 family, member A3a (gene cyb561a3a). Gene Ontology annotation, cellular component: lysosomal membrane. Lineage: Eukaryota; Metazoa; Chordata; Actinopteri; Cichliformes; Cichlidae. Bases 317 to 1186 code for a protein of 289 amino acids. Gene Ontology annotation, molecular function: oxidoreductase activity. The record is from RefSeq and is a predicted model, not a curated record. The transcript has 7 exons.